AUGAAGGCGUUGAGCCCCCGUGCGUCUCACGACCCUCUUCCGGUGUCUGCCGCGGACGGGGAACAGCGACCGCCUACCGCGAUUCCUCGCUCUUUCUCUCCUCGUUCUUCCUCGUUUGCAGCUUCGUCUGGUGCUCCGCGUGCGCAGCCCUCUCCGGCCCCGUGUGCGUCUGCGUCGUCGUGGCCGCCUGCGUCGACGCCCUCGUCUGAUUCUUUUAUUUCUUCUUUCGCGCACCCGACGUCUUCCUCUUUGCACUCCUUGCGCUCUGCUCUCUCCUUCUCUUCCGCGGCGAGCGUCCCCGAAACCGCAAUCGCUGUUUCUCGCAGCGUACCCGUUUCGCGUUGCGAUGAGUCUUCCGUGGGUCGGGAGAAACCGGCCUCCGUCUUUUGCGGCUCUGCCUUGGCUUCUGUGCCUGGAGCUCCUCGCGAUCUCCCCCAACGCCAGUUGCCUGCCACGCCUUCGCCGUCAAAUCUUUCUUCGUCUCUUCCUGCUUCGUCUCCGCCUGCUUCGUCCCUUCCUGCUUCGUCUCUUCCUGCUUCGUCUCUUCCUUCGUCUAGACUGCCUUCGUCUUCGUUCGCUUCUUCGUCUCUCAGCGCCGCGAAGGAUUCCGCGCCGCUCAAGUCGACCUUCGCUCCCAGUCGUUCGAGGCCUGCUCCUAAUACCUCUCCCCCUUCUGUCGCGUGCGCGUCUCUCUGUUCUUCUUCGUUUUCGUCGUCUCUUCAGUCCACCCAAGAAAGGCCGCCCGCGAAUUCUUCCUGUCAUCUCUGGCCCUCAACGCCCGCUGGCGUCCCGCCUUCUUCAGCGCCUUCGUCUUCUCUCUCCUCGACGCCUGGCUCUGUGGGCGGACAUGCGUUUCUGAGCCGCCACGCCCUCAGCGAGAGCGAUCACGCGAAGAAAGUGAACGGAGGGGAGGCCGAGAAGGGAGAUACACGCGACGGACGAGACCAGCGAGGAAAUGGGAGGCUGUUUAUGUGCACCCGGGGACAGGCCGCCGACGUCGAGACGAGUCGAGAGAGAUGGGAAGAUACGGAAGGAGAGCGCCAAAGCGAAACUCUGGAGAAGUCCUCCCCUCUAGCUUCGCUAUAUGCGAACGCGAAGAGGAAGCGGGAGAAGGAAGAGAAUGAGGAAGAGACGAGCCCGCGAACGGAAGAAAACAGACAAGAAUCCGACACAGGGGAAACAAUGGAAACCUGCGAAGCUGAGAAGCUGCUGCCUCCACACAGCAAGAUUUUUGGACGACUCUCGGCCGAACAGCGGCGGGUUGUUCUUGCCCCUGCACAUGCCAAUCUGUGUGUCAUUGCGGGCCCCGGAUCCGGGAAAACGACCGCGAUCACAGCUCGGAUCAUUCGUCUCCUUCUCGAAGGCGAGGGCCCCAUCUUGGCGCUCACUUUCACGAAGCGCGGCGCCGAGGAGUUGCGAGAGCGCGUGCUGGACGGCCUGUCGUCGACUCUGGCGGAGAUGCGAGCUUUGCGGGAAGCGCGAGACCCGUCCAGCUCAGACGCUCCGUCUCUCUCGAAGCGGACUGCAGAGAAGCGGGCGAACCACGCCCAGCAGCAGAGCGGAGCGUCCAUCUUCCACACGCCAAUUCAAAGGACAAACGAAGGUUCAGCAUUUCCACACGGUUUCCCUUCCUGCCGCGCGGCUUCGCCGUUCCCACCGGCUUGGCAUUUGGCGAAACGCGACUCCUGGGCGCCUGUGGCGCGGUACGCUUCGUCGACUGCGCCGCCAGUCGCCUCGCCGUUUCCAGCGUCCGCUUCUUUCUCGGGAGUUUCGCCUCCCGCCGCCUCGGCUCUGCCUCUGUUUCACGACUUGGCCGAGCGCGUAUUUGUUGGAACUUUCCACAAAUUCGGCAGUCUCGUGCUCCGCCGCUACGGGCGAGCCGUGGGCGUUCCGUCGUCCUUCCUGGUUGCCACCGGGAGUCGCCAGAGUCACUUUGCGCGCGAGGUGCUCGAGGCCUUCAAGGCCCGCGAAGAAGCGCGAGAAGAGGCGACGUUGCAGAGCACGGCGGCGCCGGGCCGUGCCGAGGAGACGCGGAGACAGGGAGCGGGGCUGUCGAAUCUCGAGGCUGCGUUUCACCAGGUGCGCCGAUCCCACUUAGUCAGGAUGCAACGCGAGCUCGUAGAGAGACAGCGAGACAGAGCGCAUCGACGCGGCGGCGCCUCGAACCCGCACGGGCGAGGAGACGAAACUUCCGAGACAGGAGAGCCCGAUUUGGCGCUGCUGGACGAAGCGGCUCUGGACGCGGAAGCAGACGAUUUCCUCGACUUUCUGACUGACGAAGAAGACGAAGACGGCGUUUCAGGGGGACACGACGCGCGUCCAGUGGGGGACGGUAGCAGGGCGACCGGCAAAUCGGAUCUCUGGGCUCCGCGCGCUUCGCAUGGAGGCGGCCGUGGAAGGCCGAAGAGAGCCAAGGUGACGUGGAAAGAAGUGGAUGUGUUUCUCCGCUUGGUGCGAAAAUGCAAAUUCUCGGAAGCCUUCCUCGAGACUGUGAAGGCAGAAAACGCGCAGCUGUACGGGCUGACCCGGCACUACGCUUCGCUGCUUCGCCAACAAAAUCCCCCGCUCCUGGACUGCACUGACCUCGUUCUCCUCACUCUGACGCUCCUCGAGAGACACCCGAACAUCCGGAGAGAACUUGCGGCAGCGUACCCCAUCGUCUUCGUCGACGAAUUCCAGGAUACGAGCCUCCCGCAAUUCAAAGUUAUCAAGGCCCUCGCUGCCGGACGCCGAGAAGAAGAAGAGAGAGAACGAGAGUCGAGGGUCGGAUGGCACGGCGACAGCACACACCAGGCCGUGACGAGAGAAAGGAGACAAGGAGACGCGCCACUCGACUACGCUGGAACUCCAGAGAGGCCGCAGACGCACGCACGAAAGCGAGGCAGUGUUACAGUUGUCGGAGAUGAUGAUCAAUCCAUCUACGGAUUCCGAGGCAUCGACGCCAAGGUACGCGGCUCGCCCAAGAAAUACGGAUGA
Molecule: messenger RNA, 2976 nt
Organism: Neospora caninum
Lineage: Eukaryota; Apicomplexa; Conoidasida; Eucoccidiorida; Sarcocystidae
Product: Helicase-like protein nhl, related
Exons: 2
Coding region: 1-2976 (991 amino acids)
Biological process (GO): recombinational repair
Cellular component (GO): nucleus
Molecular function (GO): ATP binding; 3'-5' DNA helicase activity; DNA binding
Source: RefSeq, a predicted model, not a curated record